Cladophialophora carrionii CBS 160.54 is the source of this 753-nucleotide messenger RNA. RefSeq lists its product as uncharacterized. Bases 1 to 753 code for a protein of 250 amino acids. The record is from RefSeq and is a predicted model, not a curated record. Gene Ontology annotation, molecular function: acyltransferase activity, transferring groups other than amino-acyl groups. Lineage: Eukaryota; Fungi; Ascomycota; Eurotiomycetes; Chaetothyriales; Herpotrichiellaceae. The transcript has 2 exons.
AUGGCUACGGACGCAUUCGCUUCCGACUUCCAUGUGCCUAUACCUCAUCCGACACUGAAGAUUGCCCUGACACCUCCUCGCGAGUCCGAUCGCGACGCCUCGAUUGCCGGCCUCAACCAUCCGAAAGUGUACAUGAACUUGAAUGGCCCGCCGUAUCCAUAUACUGACAAAGACUGGGCGGAGUGGUAUGCCACCAUCGGCGGCGCCUCGAGCCACAACCUGGCCGAGUUGAAAGCAAUUCAAGGGCAGCGGCCAUCUGGUUUGGCGUCACAGGACUGGUCGAAGAACAGGUGGCUCGGCCAAAGACUGUGGACGUCAACGAUCCGAGACGUCGUCGACGGGAGGUUCAUCGGCACCAUUGCCGUUCAGAGGGAGACGUUCAUGUACAUUCUCGACGCGAAGGAGAGGCAAAGAAGGACAGAUGAAAACGACAAUUUCGAGCCUGGCGACCCAAGAAUAAUCUGGAUGAUCGGGUUUUGGCUGGUUCCAGAAUAUCACGGCCGUGGGAUCAUGCCGGCUGCUCUCAGAUCCCUGAUGGCUGAAAUUGUCGUUCCGUACAUGAAUGCGCAUACGGUGCAUGGGGGUUAUUUCGAACACAACCUUGCCAGCAGAAGGGUGUUUGAGAAGAACGGAUUCUCUUUUGAGACCUUUGUUCCAGACGCUUUUACCGUAAAUCCGGCGAAGCUCAAUGGCUUGGAAGGCAAGAAAGUCGGGAUUGGGCUGAUGAAGUGGGAGCGCAAUUCGGCGGGCUGA